AUUGUUUGCAUUUUCUGUCCCUCCACUUCUGUCAGUACCAGAAUACCACAAUCCCACCUCUACCUGUCAACAUGUUAUGGGGACCCAUUGUGGUUUCUCUCCUUCUAUUCCGUCCAGCAUUAGGUCUCAAUGGUGUUAGUUUUUCCACAGAAUGCCUUGACGGGAUUGUGACUGCUGUUACCCAUUUUACCUUUGCUGGAGCAGACCCCGAUUAUUAUAAUACCCUCUGCACGUAUCAUCUGUCCGUCUAUUCUAUGUGGACUGCGGCCAAACUUUAUUGUAAGCCAGAGGAGAUUGCAGUUUGGUCUGCAGAAUACCAAGGGUAUUGUGAAAGAUAUAGGAAUAUUAGAUUGGUUCCGUACAUCGAAGUCGAACCGGAACUUACGGAUGCCUACAUCAAGAGCUUACCGGUGGUCGAAUUUGAAGACAUUGAUAAGACCAAGCUUUGGAACAGCAGUAUCCUCAUUUCCAAGUCGCUCCAUGAGAUUGGACAGAGGACAAUCCAUGUCUUCAAUGAAGAAAAAGCAUCACAUACAAGACUUGGAUGGGCAAUAUAUGGCUUCUGGGGCUGUUUACUUCUCCUGGGUAUCGUGGCCCGCUUCGUGAACUCAUUGUUCCAUUCACGGCUUGAGAGCAAUAUCAGCGACAUUGAGAGAACGAUACCAUCAAGUCUAGCUCAAUCUCCUUCAUCUGGAUUUCUCGCAAUAUUAUAUGCAGCAUACCAUCAUAUCAGGACCACCAUAGUCAUCCCUGCUGCAUUUGGUUCUCGUUCUCAGAAACUACUAUGGGAUCGUUCCGUUCAAACGCGCCUGAAAGUCAUUAUCGUGCUGGCUUACUGGAUUCUAAACCUUUUCUUAUGUAGCGCCUCUUACGAAAUAUUUUACCCAAAUCUUUACUUCACACGCACGAUUCAGAUCUGGCGUUAUGUUUCAGAUCGGACAGGAAUUAUAUGCUACGCAAAUCUACCAAUGCUAUGGAUGUUCUCUGGGAGAAAUAAUGUUUUCAUCUGGGCAACAGGGUGGAGCUUUUCCACCUUCAACACCUUUCACCUGAACAUCGCUCUUGUCGCUACUCUGCAGGCGGUUGUUCAUUCUGUUGGCUGGUCCGUAAUCAAAGGGGAUUCUGGCAUCUACGCAGCAUCCUGGAGCCUCAAUUAUUGGUAUAUGGGCGUUCUGGCUACUAUAUCAAUGGCUUUAUUGCUGAUAUUCUCCUCUGUACUUGUACGUCAGAGAUGCUACGAGGCCUUCUUAAUACUUCACAUCAUGUUCUCCAUUUUGACAAUAGUGGGCUUGUUUUGUCAUACCGCAAUUUUUCUCGGAUCUUACAAUGGCUAUUUGUGGCCAUUAGUUGUGCUCUGGCUUUUUGAUCGUUCCAUUCGAAUCGUUCGCCUCGUCUAUUGCAAUCUCCACGUCAAGUUAUCAGGAAGCGUGCAGCGUACAUCAAGUACGGCGAUAUACGACGAGGAAGCCGAUGUCAUUAGAUUGGAAGUUACGACCCCAUCUAAGACUCCCCAACCAAAACCAAGUCAAUAUUACUUCCUAUACCAGCCAUUGAGAUGGAAAGGAUGGGAGAACCACCCCUUUACUCUCGCUAAUUGGGCCCCAGCUGGCAACUCGAAUAUGGACGACGAUCGAAGACCACUCUUGUCAUCUGCCAAACUUGGUACAGACGCUGAAGUUGUUACAACAAGUCCGCACGGCCUAUCCUCCAACAGAGGAUCCCGUUCUUGGUCUUCAAAUCCUGAACUUCUAUAUGACCAUAGCGGAACUUACAAAUUGGUGUUUUAUAUCCGUCCUUUUGAUGGAUGGACAAAACACCUUCGUGAUAGAUGCAUGAGGCACCCAGACAAGGCUAUAAAUGCGAAUAUCAUGAUCGAAGGACCUUACGGCAAACCGGAACCGUUGCAUCACUAUGAGAACGUUAUCUUCAUCACAGGCGGGACCGGUGUCGCUUGUGCAAUACCGUAUCUUCGGGAUCACAUUGUCAAGUCCGCCUCUUCCUCAACACGCACACGGAAUAUCAACCUGAUAUUCGCAGCUAAGCAAACUGCCAUGAUCCGCAGUAUCGCAAUUAGUGAGCUCAAGCCAAUCCUAGACCGUAGCGACGUGCAUGCUACAUUCUAUGCCACAUCAGGUCAGGAAUCAGCAGCGGCAAUUCGGAGGCGCGACGACGAACCAUCGCUCGGUUCUAGUUUGGAUGAUAUGGAGAUUUGCCCUGGUAGACCAAAUAUCAAAGCUGCCAUUCUGGACUUUGUUGAUGAAGUAAAUGCGAGUUCGGUGGGUGGCCGAAUUGCAGUCCUGGUAUGCGGUCCAGCUGCUAUGGCGGAUGAGUCUAGAGCAGCUGUCCACCAAGUAUUAAAGAAUGGAAAACAGGGAGUCGCAUACUUUGAAGAGACGUUCGAGUGGUAACUUGUAUGUAGAUAUCUCGAACUGAAACAACUGAGGACAAAGUGAUAGAGGUGUUCCGGUCCGUGCUAUUCAUAAA
Molecule: messenger RNA, 2484 nt
Organism: Amorphotheca resinae ATCC 22711
Lineage: Eukaryota; Fungi; Ascomycota; Leotiomycetes; Helotiales; Amorphothecaceae
Exons: 7
Coding region: 72-2408 (778 amino acids)
Biological process (GO): copper ion import; iron ion transport; intracellular iron ion homeostasis
Cellular component (GO): plasma membrane
Molecular function (GO): ferric-chelate reductase activity
Source: RefSeq, a predicted model, not a curated record